Arabidopsis arenosa is the source of this 968-nucleotide messenger RNA. The record is from the annotation of a GenBank genome assembly. NCBI's taxonomy places the organism in Eukaryota, Viridiplantae, Streptophyta, Magnoliopsida, Brassicales, Brassicaceae.
AGGUCUCUUCUUCCCCAAUCUCUCUCUUUGUCUCCUCGAUCGAAGAAUUUAGGCAAUGGACAAAGGCAAAGCGGUGAUGGGUACUGGUCGGAGAUGGGCCGUUGAAUUCUCCGACCAAUCUACUGUUCCAUCUUCCCGUGACAUCCUCGAUCCACCUGGCUUCUCUCGUGCUUCUCAGGAACAGGAUGAUUCAGCAAACAGCCGCCAAAAGAAAGACGCUGAAGCUACUUGGAAACUUCAGAAAGCGUGGGAAGUAGCGCAAUCUCCGUUUAAGAAUUUGAUGAUGAUGGGUUUCAUGAUGUGGAUGGCUGGAAACACUGUGCAUCUUUUUAGUAUUGGUAUUACAUUCUCGGCUCUUUGGCAGCCUAUCAGUGCUCUCCAGAGUGUUGGAAAGAUUUUUGAGCCAUUCAAGGAUAACAAAGUGGAACUACUUAUGCCGAAAUUAGUGUUUCUUGCCCUAAACCUUGGAGGGUUAGCUUUGGGUGUCUGGAAGCUUAACACUCUGGGGCUUCUUCCAACACAUGCAUCAGAUUGGGUUUCAUCUCUACCCCCUCCUCAGGAAGUUGAACACUCGGGCGGAGGAUUUGUUUUCCACUGACGAAUCUUCAUCUCUUGUAUUUUAAAUAAUCCACCGCGAGACAACGACGACACUUUUGUGAGAUAACUGCAACAGAUACUUAAGUGAUUUGUUCAACCCGGGUUUCAUUAUAUGGACCUUCUCAUCUUAUGAUCUUCUUGUAGCAUUUUCAAAACUCAGAAACCAUAGAUUUUUUUUUACUUUUUAGUAUGAUGCUCAUUAUUCAUCAUAACUAUGAAUGUAUUAUUGGCUCUGAAGGGACCUAUCUCCUCCCAGCUUUUUGUUUCUCAUCUUUUUAGACAGGAAUGGAUAAUGUUUCAGACAAAAAUUUGGCUCUUUAUUGCUUCCACUCAUGAUUCUGAGUAACAAUCAAUCAAUGCUUGAUAUUAAU